Molecule: messenger RNA, 302 nt
Organism: Soboliphyme baturini
Lineage: Eukaryota; Metazoa; Nematoda; Enoplea; Dioctophymatida; Soboliphymatidae
Source: the annotation of a GenBank genome assembly
AUGCUUAUUUUCAUUGGAUGGAACGUGAUUGUUUCCAUUUUCAAAUUCGACCAGGUGGUGGCGGACGUCAAGCGCAUUGCCCGAAAACCAGUGGUCAUCGUUCCGGGAGACGGCGGUAGUCGUCUCGAGGCAAGGUUGAACAAGCCGUCAGUGGUGAACCCGUUUUGUUACAGGAAGACGGACAAGUACGAAACAUUGUGGCUGAGCGUGGAAAUCGCACUGCCGUUCUUUAGCGACUGCUUGGUGGAUAACAUGAAGUUAGUGCAUUGCGAGUCGCUUCGGUGCAACGUUGCGUGCUGAAC